Messenger RNA from Tachyglossus aculeatus (Australian echidna), 573 nucleotides. RefSeq names its product protein ATP6V1FNB. The record is from RefSeq and is a predicted model, not a curated record. The transcript is spliced from 2 exons. Bases 1 to 573 code for a protein of 190 amino acids. NCBI's taxonomy places the organism in Eukaryota, Metazoa, Chordata, Mammalia, Monotremata, Tachyglossidae.
AUGAAGGAUCUGCUCACGACACACAACCAGAAUUGCUGGCGGGAACUCAUAGAAAAGGAAACCUAUAGUAGAGUAGCCUGGAGAGUUCAUUAUGGCAAGGGUCAUCUUAAAGCCCCUGGCCCCGUGAAGAGACACCUGAUCUCCACCCAGAAGGGCCUUCUGCCCACCAUCACCAACUCCCUUAAAUAUGAGGGCACAGAGACCCAGCGCUUUGGGAAAAGGGGAGUGGGGGUCUGGCCUCUGCGGGAGGCAGAGAAGAAAGGCCAAAGGGAGUGUGUGAAGGCCGAGCCUCUCCUGGCUGAGAUGAGUCCUGCCAGUCCUUGGAUGUUGCAGUUGCUGUACCAGGGCAUCUCCCAUGAGGGCAGAGGGAGACGCCAGUAUCUGAGGGAGAGGCAGCAGCAAAAGCCUGAGGAGAGGUUCAAGUACCCUGUCCUGUCAUCCUGGGACUAUGGAUGGUGCUUAGGUGACGCUGUAAAAGAAGCCAAAGCUCCAGCUCAUGCCAGGUCUCGGGUCAUCAAGGACACUUUCUACUUCCGAAAUGGAGUCUUCCACCCGCCUUGUCGGAGUGACUAG